This is a messenger RNA of Candida albicans SC5314, 1542 nucleotides long. RefSeq names its product SF3a splicing factor complex subunit. NCBI's taxonomy places the organism in Eukaryota, Fungi, Ascomycota, Pichiomycetes, Serinales, Debaryomycetaceae. The record is from RefSeq and is a predicted model, not a curated record. The transcript has a single exon. Gene Ontology annotation, cellular component: spliceosomal complex; nucleus. Gene Ontology annotation, biological process: mRNA splicing, via spliceosome. Gene Ontology annotation, molecular function: RNA binding; zinc ion binding. The coding region runs from base 1 to 1542 and encodes 513 amino acids.
AUGAGUAAUUUCAUUGAAGUCCAGAGGUCUAAUAUUCAAGAGAUUGGUAUUAUAGAAGAUUCAUUAUCAAGGAGAUUAUUAAGAAAUCCUUAUAUAUUACCGUCAAACUUACAGCCACGACCAAACAUCCUUGUAUCAAAAGUAACAAAACCAAAUUCAACCAAAAGAAUAUCGAUACUACAACAAUAUGAAUUAGGUUAUUUUAAAGAUCGAUAUAAUCAAAUAAUAAAAGGCUUGAAUCAUUGUCUUACUGACGAGAAGGAGUCAUUUUCCAGGACAUUAGAAUUGAUCACUGAGCCAGGUGAUGGAUUUGAAAAGUUUGAUGAGAUGAUCAAUGGCAUCUCUCUGAAUGACAAUAUAGUGGAAGAUCCAAGAAAGUUGUAUUCUAGCUUCAGUUCAUUAAACAAGGAAUUGAAUCCUCAAGAUGUGACUUUAAAAAUAAAUAAGAAAACUGGUAAAGAACAAGAGUUUGUUAAAAGAAAACAUUUUUUGAGUUCCAUUGCUUCACAUUUGAAAAAUAUAGAGAUUAACGAUAUUAUGGACCUUCAUCAUUUUCAUGAUUUGUAUGUUAGUAAUUUUGGUCCUAUUCUGUACAUUGAAUAUUUGUAUAAAUUCCUGAGUUUCCCCUAUGCCAACGUCAAUGGGUUUUAUUCGAAAUACUUGACAGAAUUGAGUCUGUUUCUAGAGGCUACAUUAAUAAAGUUGCAACCGUUACUAGACUACAAUGCCUUGUUGCAAAAUUGGAAAAAAGAGUAUGACAAUGCUAAUGAAGAAAGGAAGUCUAAUGGCAAUGACGGGGACAAAUUGUUUUGCAAAGCAUGUAAUAAAUUAUUUUCAAAAGAAACUGUUUACCAAUCCCAUUUGUCAGGAAAGAAACAUAAAAAGAAUGCAUCUCAACAAAACCCAGACAACUUUGUGUCUUCGUUGCCUUGGUUGGAAUAUUUCAUUGAAAAGUUGUGUCAAGUGUUGGCCCCAGAAUUGGAAUAUACUAGAGCACAAGUUGAGAAAUUGUCAAACUUGUCGGAAAGAGAGCUACAACUUGAUCGACAGGUGCAACACAAUAUUGAAAAUGAAUUCGUUGCCAUCAACAACGAAUUUGAUGACGAUGAUUUGUCUCAAAAUGAACAUGGCGAUGACGAUGAUAAUGAUAACUAUUUAGAUGACAGCUUUAAGAAUUUACCUUUAGGCCCAGAUGGAACACCGAUCCCAUUUUGGCUAUACAAGCUACAAGGACUACAUAAACAAUACAAUUGUGAAAUUUGCGGUAACAUAAGUUACAAAGGUAAAAGUGUGUUUAUGAAACAUUUCAGUGGAUCUAAACAUCAAUAUGGUUUGAAGUGUCUUGGUGUUGAUGAGAAGAAUAUGAAAAUGUUUAAAAAUAUUACCAAAAUUGAUGAAGCUACUGAAUUAUGGAAAGUGUUGAGAAAGGAGACCAAAUUGAAAGUGACUGAAUUGGAAAAUUCAGUUGAAGUGGAGGAUAAAGAAGGUAAUGUUAUGUCAGAGAAGGAUUAUAUAGAUUUGAAAAAACAAGGGUUAUUAUAG